UGUCUGCGUCACAACCCGGCAGCUGCGGUGUUAAGUUGAGUCCUCCAGCAGAGUCAACAUUACAGUAAAUACAGCAGCUGCUCGUGUUAGUUUGUGACUUCGUAAAGAAAAGUUAAUCUACAGAAGAGAAACUUGUAGCCCGACCUGUCACCUGCCAGACGGACCGUAAAGCCAAGUAUUGAUCGGUGUCUGGGGGCUAGCUAACUGCUUGUUAGCUAGCAUGCUGCUGUCUCAACACAUCAGACUCCUCUCGGAUUAAUUUCAUCUCGUCAUGACUGAGUUAAGAUGUCGGAAAACAGAGACUUUGGCAGGAGAUGAAGAAGCAGAAAGGCGCCAAAAUGAGCCAGAGCCGCAGACCGAACGUGUGAAUGAGCCGGUGAGCGCAGAGGAUGGGGGGAGUGUGUCCAGCGGUGGAGCAGGUGAUGACCUGCAGCAGAAGGAUGAAGGUGAAGUUAAAGAAGAGGACGGUCUCCAUAAACAGGAAGAAUCAACCAGACCCAGGACAUCUGUCAAAAGAUCCAAGAGUUCUUCUACUUCUGGUUUUCUGCAGCGUCUGUUGAGGGUGUUCCUCGGCUGUUUGGCGGCAGUUGCCUGCGGCAUGCUCUACGCCGUGUAUCUCUCCACAUAUCACGACAGGAAGUUCUGGUUUUCAACUAGACAGGAGCUGGAACGUGAAAUCACCUUCCAAGCAGGAAGUGGGCUCUAUUAUUACUACUACAAGCACAUGCUGGCAGCACCAUCCUUUGAAAGAGGGUUUUAUGAGCUGAUGAUCGAUAACAGGACAGUUUCAGGUCAGACCAUCAAUGCAGUGGAGCGUCUGUCUCUGUAUCCGGAGCUCAUCACAAGCUUCAUAUACAGAGUCACCGGGAGCCAGGACUUCAUGGAGCCGAUCUACUUCUACAUCGGAGCGGUGUUCGGCCUCCAGGCCGUCUACGUCACCGCCCUGUUUGUGUGCAGCUGGGUGAUGAGCGGCACCUGGGUGGCUGGCAUGUUGGCUGUGGCCUGGUAUGUGAUCAACAGACCAGACACAUCCAAAGUGGACCAUGCUGUUCCUCUGCGGGACAACUGGGCUCUGCCGUACUUCUCCUGUCAGGUGGCAGCUCUGACCGGAUUCCUGAGCAACAACAUCAGCUCUGCCACCGAGAUGUUUUGCUAUCUCACCAUGAGUGCCACCACCUUCACCUUCCUCCUGGUCUGGGAACACAGUCACUACGUGCUCUUCAUCCAAGGCCUCUGUCUUUUCCUGCUCGACUCUUUUGACCUGGUGCCGUCACGUAAGAUGGCUGACAUCCACAAAGUGUACCUGAGCUCCUUGUUCCUGGCGUACCUGUUCCAGUUCCAGAACACGACCCUGCUCAGCUCGCCGCUGCUCAGCCUCCUGAUUGGCUCAGUGCUCGCGAGGUACUUCCAGCAAAAGAUGAAGGUGGGUCCUCUGGUGGCCAGAGUGAUGAAGCUCUUCCUACACUUCCACCUGGUCUUCACCACCGGGAUCACCUUCAGUUAUUUAGUCAAGAAACUUCUCCCCGUCAGUGAAGGCGACUUCAUAUUGAAGUUCCUUGAAGUAAAAUUUGGGCUCAACACGACGACCGACUUUGUCACCAACUUCCUCCUGUGCCAAGAGAGUCUCCAGACACCCAGGCAGGAUUUAUUCCUGAGACUGACGCAGGCCUCCGUCCUUCCCUUUUACCUCCUGGUGCUCACGGUCUGCCUGCUGUCCACCCUGCAGACCAUCUACAGGAGACUCAGCGGUCAGCCAAUGAAAACCAACCUCAGACUAGAAGACGGACGAAUAGGAGAGCAGCCUGAGGUCAUCUACCACGUCUUUCACACGUUGCUGUUUGGAGGUCUCACUCUGCUGUUUGAUGGGAUGAAGUAUCUGUGGACGCCGUACGUCUGCAUGUUCACAGCGUUCGGUGUGUGUUCUCCAGACCUCUGGAUGACGGUGUUCAAGUGGCUCAAGCUGAAGUCCAUCCACCCUGUAGUGCUGUCUCUGAUCCUGAGCACGGCAGUUCCCACCAUCAUUGGUUUCAGUUUAUGGAGAGAGUACUGCCCUCGUGUCUUAGCGGAGCUGUCUGAUCUGCAGGAGUUCUACGACCCGGACACAGUGGAGCUGAUCAGCUGGAUCAGGUCUCAGGCUCCGGUGGCGGCUGUGUUUGCUGGAAGCCCUCAGCUGCUGGGAACAGUGAAGCUGUGUUCAGGUUCAGCCGUGACCAGUUUACCACUUUACUCAGACGUCAACCUGCUGAGGAGGAGUGAAGACACUUAUCAGGUGUACGCGAUGAGAUCUGCAGAGGACAUCUACAAGAUCCUGACGUCUCAAAAGACGAACUACGUGAUCAUCGAGGAGUCCAUUUGUACAGAGCUCAGUCUGAAUAAAGGCUGCAGGAUCAAAGACCUGCUCGACAUCUCCAACGGACACGUUGUUUACGACAAAGGAGAGAUCUACUCCUUCGCCAAGCACGGACGCUUCUGCCACGAGAUCAAGAUGAACUACUCUCCCUACACAAACUACUUCACCAGAGUUUUCUGGAACCGCUCGUUCCACGUCUACAAAGUGAACUCUGUCAUCUCGUUCCAGUACUGACAGCUGCUCCUCUCUCUCUCUGUCUCUCUCUCUCUCUCUCUCUCUCUCUGUCUCUCUCUCUGUUUCUCUCUCUGUCUCUCUCUCUCUCUCUCUCUCUCUGUCUCUGUCUCUCUCUGUCUCUGUCUCUCUGUCUCUC
Seriola aureovittata is the source of this 2720-nucleotide messenger RNA. RefSeq names its product probable C-mannosyltransferase DPY19L4. Bases 272 to 2584 code for a protein of 770 amino acids. The record is from RefSeq and is a predicted model, not a curated record. Gene Ontology annotation, molecular function: mannosyltransferase activity. The transcript has 19 exons. NCBI's taxonomy places the organism in Eukaryota, Metazoa, Chordata, Actinopteri, Carangiformes, Carangidae. Gene Ontology annotation, cellular component: nuclear inner membrane.